Molecule: messenger RNA, 4390 nt
Organism: Stegostoma tigrinum
Lineage: Eukaryota; Metazoa; Chordata; Chondrichthyes; Orectolobiformes; Stegostomatidae
Gene: adss1
Product: adenylosuccinate synthase 1
Exons: 13
Coding region: 38-1393 (451 amino acids)
Biological process (GO): IMP metabolic process; 'de novo' AMP biosynthetic process
Cellular component (GO): cytoplasm
Molecular function (GO): GTP binding; adenylosuccinate synthase activity
Source: RefSeq, a predicted model, not a curated record
AGUGCGCGCUUUUCUUGGGUUUCAGCGAGCAGCAGCAAUGAGCGAAUCCAGCCGGCGGGGCAGUGAGUAUAGAAACUAUACCGGCUGCAAACGGCCUCGCAACGGCGGCAAUAAAGUCACAGUGGCCCUCGGUGCGCAAUGGGGAGAUGAGGGCAAGGGGAAGCUGGUGGACCUGUUGGCCACUGAUGCUGAUAUUGUGUGCAGGUGCCAGGGUGGAAACAAUGCUGGCCAUACGGUUGUUGCAGAUGGAAAGGAAUAUGAUUUUCACCUCUUUCCAAGUGGCAUUAUUAACCCAAAAGCUACUUCCUUUAUUGGGAAUGGUGUUGUAAUACAUUUACCUGGUUUGUUUGAAGAAGCUGACAAGAAUGAAAAAAAAGGAUUAAAAGAAUGGGAGAAGAGGCUGAUCAUUUCAGACAGAGCACACUUGGUGUUUGAUUUUCAUCAAGCUGUUGAUGGUCUCCAAGAAAUUCAGCGACAAGAGCAGGAGGGAAAAAAUAUUGGCACCACAAAGAAAGGGAUAGGACCAACAUACUCCUCCAAAGCAGCACGAACUGGUCUGCGAAUCUGUGACCUUUUAGCUGACUUCAGCGAUUUCAGCACCAGGUUUAAACUUCUGGCUCAACAAUAUCAGUCCAUGUUUCCUAACCUGAGAAUAGACAUUGAAGGACAACUUAAAAAAUUAAAGGAAUAUGCUGAGCGUAUAAGGCCAAUGGUGCGAGAUGGUGUUUUUUUUAUGCAUGAGGCUCUUCAUGGUCCAGCAAAAAAAAUUCUUGUGGAAGGUGCCAACGCAGCAUUACUCGACAUCGAUUUUGGAACUUAUCCAUUCGUGACAUCGUCAAACUGCACAGCUGGAGGUGUAUGCACAGGCCUGGGCAUUCCUCCAUCGAACAUUGGAGCAGUUUAUGGUGUUGCCAAAGCCUAUACCACUAGAGUGGGUAUUGGGGCAUUCCCAACAGAACUCAAAAAUGAAAUCGGUGAGCUACUACAAUCUCGAGGCAAUGAAGUGGGUGUAACUACAGGCAGGAAGAGACGCUGUGGCUGGUUAGAUCUAGUCAUACUGAAAUAUGCUAAUAUGAUUAAUGGAUUUACUGCGUUGGCUCUAAUGAAGCUGGAUAUCCUGGAGAUCCUUGAUGAGAUUAAAAUCGGUUUAGCUUACAAAUUGAAUGGAAAGCGAAUUCCAUAUUUUCCAGCAAACCAGGAAACCCUGAACCAAGUAGAGGUUGAGUAUGAAACACUUCCGGGCUGGAAGAGCAGAAUCAGCAAUGCUCGGACAUGGGACGAUCUGCCACCUAAGGCUCAAAACUACAUCAGAUUCAUUGAAAAUCACGUGGCAGUCCCAAUUAAAUGGAUUGGUGUUGGAAAAUCAAGGGAGUCCAUGAUCCAACUUUUCUAAUCGCAGAGCAGGACAGGGUUGAGUAAUUUCAACACCCUGCCCUGAUUUUUCUGCAUAAAUUUAAGAUUAAUGUUUGUGUUAUGUUGAAAAUAUUCCUGAUAUUGUAUGAAGCACUUAAUUUACAAUUUCAGUUCUGUACAUUAAUAGCUCUUAAGGUCAUCGUUAACUGGAAGUUUAGAAUACCUGAAACACCACCAUAUUCUUACAAUUCAUGUACACCUUGCUAAAACAAUACACCAGUGAGUCACUUCCAUCAAAUAAUAUAACAAACUGAAAUUGUGAAUGGAUACUAUUUUGGCAAACAUUUAGAAUUAAGAGCACUGAAAUCACUCAAGUUAUGUUUAAUGUUGGAGUUUGUAGUUAAAGAUUAAAUUUAUGUUAAUUGUUGUUUGAAUUAACCUGGUAACAAAAACUACUGUAGAUCAUGUUUGUAUUUUUUGCCAUAAUUUAUUCAGAAGACCCUCAAGUUAACUCAAUCAAAGCAUUUAAGUUAUAUCCUACAGCUCCUCUUCUUAAAAAAAUUAUUACGAUGGGCAUUUGUUUUAUUUCAUUACAAAAGGGAGGUGCUUUUAUUUUAAUAGCUUCAGAAUUGUUUUGUAAUAGGUAAUUUCAUUAUUUAAAUGCAAAUAUAAAUUCUAAUGAAACAAAAUCACAAUGCAUAGGAUUAAGUGUGAACUUUGUGUAUUUAUUAGACAUUAACAGUAGACAGAAAACAUUUUUCCAAAUGCCUUUUCAAGCCUGUUGAACUUUGUGAAGCAUGUCACCAGUGUUUUUACUUCCAAGUGCCCUGUAAAUGGAUUCAGCAGAGUCAGUAAUGCAGCCUAGGUAUUAUAUAACAAGUCAGUGAAUCAAGUUUCACUUGCCUAUUAAUUAUAACUUACAUCAGGGUUUAUGUUGUAUGAUGAAUCAUAUUCUGUCUUCCAGCGAUAGGUGUCAGGUUGCCCGUAUAUAUCUUUUGGGAUUUGUUUAAAUGUCUCUCUUGCUGUUUGCAGAUUGUUGUAAGUGCCACCUUCACACUUCAGUUCUUCAACCACUCUUGCAUAUUCGCUGCUGUAAUGUUUAUUAAAUAGUCCUCUGUUAAUGCACUAAUUUAAACGAUUAUGAUCUUUCAUUUUCAAGUUUUAUUACACAAUUAAGCCAAUUAGCCUGACAUCAGUGAUGCUUAAUCUAUAUUACUGAUAAGAUAAACAGGGCACUUAGGAAAUACUUAUAUAGUUUAGUAAAGUCAGAGCAUAUAUAUAUUUGAUAAAUCUGUUAGCAUUUUUGAAGUUGUAGCUCAGAGGGUAUAUAGAGUGCCAUAAGUGAAUGUAGUAUAUUUGACAUUUCAGUAGAAUUCGCUAAUAGAUGAUAUUAGGUGAUAUUAUCACAAAUAAUAAUUUAUUAUUAGAUAUCACAUGAGGUUAUUUCAGGAAAUUAGUGUUUAAGGGCUUUAAUUUAAUGUAUUAGCAUGCAAAUAAUGAUUACUAAUAGACAGAAAAUAGAGUGGGAGUCUAAGAAUGUUUGGGGAGGCUGCAAAUAAUGGAGUACGUCAGGCCCUUUAUUUGGGCCUCACCAAUUUACAAUUUAACAUGAAUGAAUUAGAUGAGGGGACUGACUGUAUUGUAUGUAAGUUUGCUGGCAUUACACAAUCUAGUGGGAAAAUAAUCUAUAUGGAGGGUGCAAAGUGCCUGUCAAAACAUGGUGACUGGGUACAAAUGUGUCAGGUACAAAAUAAUGUAGAGUAAUAUGAAAUCAUCUUCUAUUAUUAGGAAAAGCAAUAAACCAGAAUGUUUUUAAAAAGUGAGAAGAACUUGGGUAUCUUUGUACCAGGAUCACAAAAAGUUAAUACAGAUACUACAUGACACAAUUAGGAAAGCAGACACCCGGCAUACUGUGUGCUGUUUUAGUCAUCUUUCCUAAUUUCCAGAAUGAGGGGAUUGUUGCUUUGAGGAGAAAUUUGUCGAUUUGGCCUAUAUUUCGUAGUGUUGAAAAUAGAGAGGGAUACAUAGAUGAAAAUGUUACAUUCUUAAAGAGCUUGUUAGGAGUAAAUACUGGGAGCAAGUUUCCUCUUCAUUUAGUGAGUACACAAUAAGGGGUUACAGUCUCAAUAUAAAAGAGUGGCCAUUUGGGACUGAGAUGAGAAGAAAAUUCUUCUUAGAAGAUUAGGAAUCUUUGGCAUUCUGACCCAAGGUGAAUGCUUAUUCAUUGAGCAUUUUCAAGACCCAGAUCAAUUUUUGUUUUGGAUACAAAGAAAAUCAAGUGAUGUACACACAGUGAGAAACUGGAGUUGAGGGAAAAGAUCUGGCAUAAUAUGAUCGAAUGGCAGAGCAGGUCUGCAGUUAGGAUGGCCUACUCCUAUUUCUUGUUAUGCUUUAAUUACAGUUAUGCUGAGUUAUAUUUAUUUUCCUCUUUAUUUUUAAAGAAAUUUGGAGUUACUACAAUUUAGAAAAUAAUUCAACCAACAACAGCAGUUGAUCACAACGUAUUGCAUGUGGUAGAAUUGUCAGUCUCUUGGAAAUGAUAACAACUGUCGAUUGCUUUUCUUCAACAUCAUAAAAUGUUCUCUCGCUGGCUGAACACAGAUCCCUUCAUUGCUGGUAUUAUUGAUUUUUCUUUUUUUCCAGAAAUUGCCUAGCACAGAUGUAAUGUACCAAAUGCCAUCCUUCUGUGUCAGAAUAUUUUUGGUUCUAUGAGUCUGUCCUAUCACAAGAGCAGGAUAAAGUAGUGCUAUUAUACACAAUGACUCAAAGGGGACUCUGAUGCAAAUAUGGUGGAAAGUAGGGAAAAAGAUUUUGUUUCCCUCCAGGAUCAACUAGGCAUUUGUACUGACUACAUGUGUCAGCAUUAGGCAAGGGAUAGAAAAGUGGAGGGAGAUUUUGCAACAUUUUCGUCAACAUUUAUCCCACAUCUAAUCUCAUUGAAACAGUUUAUUUUAUUGUUUUAAUCUAAAUACUGUGUGUGGAAUGUUCCUGUUUACAAAUUUACUACAGUAUUUUUAUACAGUAGACUGAGUACAAU